Molecule: messenger RNA, 3220 nt
Organism: Pelodiscus sinensis (Chinese soft-shelled turtle)
Lineage: Eukaryota; Metazoa; Chordata; Testudines; Trionychidae
Source: RefSeq, a predicted model, not a curated record
CCCAGGCACUUCAGACGCAGCAGGGGAAGGAGUCCUGCCCGCUGCUGGCGGAGGCUGGGACCGGCAGGACACUGCUGCUAGCCCAUGCGGGACAGCCCCAGGCUGGGCGCGGGGUGCGGGGGCCGGGGGAUGCCCGAGAAAGGUGAAGGCAGCACGAGAUGCUCCUUUCGCCUUCCCCCUCUCCUCCAGCGGAAACAAAGGGCCGGCGCUGGCGGGUGGCCAAGGUGAUUUCCCAUAAACCACAUGCUCCGAGGCAGUAUAAGGGCGAGCCCAGGAGAGCAGGCAGGACAGAGCCACCUCCUCCUCCGUGCGCGGAGCCGCAGCGAAACUUCCUCCCGGCAGCCCGCGAUGACUGCACAGCUCCGCGCCGCCGCCGCCGCCGCCCCCCGGCCCCGCUCCCAGGAGGUGCCAGCUCCGCGGACGGCUGUCCCCAUGCGCCGGCUCGGCCCCAAGGCAUGCCCAGUCUCCUGCACCCUGCUGACUUUCCUCCUCCUCGCCACCUGCAGCAUCCAUGAAACUGAGCAGAAAGGCUACUGUGAGAAUAUCAUCACCCAAAAGCACCUGGAUAAGCUGCAGGAGUUGAUCGACUCCCAGAUGCUGAUGCCCUGCCGCAUCUCCUUUGAGUUCAUUGAUGAGAAGCAACUGGAGGACUCCAUCUGCUUUAUCAAAGCGGCCUUCCCUGGGCUGGCGGAUAUCCUGGAAAAAAUGCAGUUCAAGGAGAACUCUGACAACUUCAACAAGACAAGGGACGUGCGGGCCAUGUACAAGAAGAUCGAUGAGAAUGAAGAGCCGUGCAUCAGCGAACAGAGCGAACAUGAGCACGAGGUAUCCCAGGCCUGCUUCAAGGAGUUCUCCGUGCCCCCUGAGGAGAUGCUUCAGCUGGUGAAGGAUUUCUUUGGCAAGGUGAUGGUCCACCUGAAGAAGGGUGAGGAUUUUGCACGCGACUGCAGCACCACCUACCAGAAGUGCUCCAACUCCCCACAAAAGGAACCGCCUUCUCCAGGUGUGGUGACUGACCAUGACUGCAACUGUCCAUCCCCCAGCCCCCCAGGCGCUCCCCACCCCAGCUUGGUCACCAAGCCCUCCCCUUCCACUCUGGGCAGCACCCACCUGCCACUCAGCCAGCCCGGCACCACACCAGCCCCAGCCAAGUUACUCAGCAGCGCCAGGCCCAGGGGACACAGGAGCACACACCGAGGCCUGCUGGCUAUGGAGAUGCAGGGAGCCUGGGCUGGCAUCUCUGCCAUUGUGUCCUCACCACCAGCAGAACUGGAGCUAGCGUCAGCAUCACAGGGGCCUGGCAGUGGGGCCGAACCGCUCCUGGGCCUACCUGCUCCUCCCAGCACCGAGUACGUCUCCAGCUCCCCUGCCAGCCUCCCGGCCUCUGGGGCAGAGAUGGACACAGGGACUGAGGUGGAGAGACCCCAGACCCGGCCGACUGGGCUCAGGCAGUUCCUGCAUGCGCCUGGUUCUCCAGUCCCAUCACUCAAUGCCAAGCCGACCCAGCCUUGGACAGGACAAGAGGCCUCCCAAGCCACCUGGACAUCCUCCACAGAGGAGCUGAUGGAUGUCAGCAGCGCCAAUGCCAUCUCUAGCCCAGCCCUGAUGUCUGCCGCCCUGGAUGCCCUGGGAGCAGGCCCCGGGGACCCAUCGGGGACUCCUCUGACCAGGAAGCUGUGGCUGAUCCCCUCUCCGGGCUCCAAGGAGCCCUUCUCCAUCAUGCAGCACCGGUUCUCCAGGAUGGCUCCUACUGUGGGGAGCCCUCCUGCCCCAGAGAGACACCCCAGGGCGAGCCCUCGGCUCCCAGCCGGGCAGGGCAGAGCCCCAGACCUGCAGCACCCCACGGAGCCCCGAGGAAAGAGAACAGGGGGGCAGGCCAGCUUCCGAGAGCCUGAGGACAGACUGGCAGGGCCUGUCCCCGGUUUUAACAUCCUCCCUCCGAACGCAGACCAGCGCAGGAGGGAGGCCCUGCCCCGCGAGAGCCGGUGGGUGGUCAUGACCUACGUGCUGGUGGCGUCCCUGGCGACCGUGGUGAUCCUGCUGGCCGUCGGAGGCCUCCUCUUCUACAGGCACAGAGUCAGGGUCCUGGAGAGACGGCUGCAGUGCAGAGGGAAUGCAGGAGAGGAGCAGGAGGGAAGGCCGCUGAAUGGAGUGGAGGAGCAUCUGGAGCUGCAGGGGCAGGGUGCCCUAUGAGCGGAGCCUGUCCUGUCCCAGGAAGAGUAGCGGUGGGAGCCUGGAUUCCGGGCCCUCCCUCUUGCGUGGGAUCUCGGCCCCGGAUGGAGAACUCUCGGCGUCUCGUGCUGCUUGCCGCUUGCUCUCACUCUGCGCCUCUCUGCAAGCUCCGGGAGACUGGCCGGAAAUGGAAGCUGUUGGUUCUUUGCACGGGAGCCCUGGUUCUGGGCUGCCUCACGCCCCAGCCAAUCUACCCUCCUCUCAGCGCAGCCUGCAGGACCAACCAGCAGACCUGGCACCAGAGGGACUGAUGACGAGAGAGAAACCGCGUGGAAAGUGUCAGGCGGACUCGGCAGCAGGGGCUUGCUGCUGCUGCCCGAGGGGCUGGCUGUGCCUGCCGUGGAGGGCUCGGCGAGAGGGGCAUGCCUGGGCAGGAAUGAGAGGACUUUGCUGAGCCUGCCAGGCUGGCGUUGCUCUCUGCUGGUGGCUCCGGGAUGCAGGAGUGAUGGGGGCUGCAGUCUGGGGCCUCUUUCUUCCUGCUUCACACACCAGCUCCAUCUGGCCACAAGGGAGAGAGGAGCAGCUGCUGGUCCAGAGGGCUGCCCCGGUGGCCCCCCCGCCGCUCACUCUGUCCACCCCAGCACAGAGGCAUUUGGAACGAUGAGCAGCAGCGGCUCCAGGCCAGAUCAACCUUUCCAGGAACCCUUUAAUUACAUGCACAGGCUAGUGCCAGCUCCCUCCAUGUCUGGAAGCUGCUGUGCUUGGCCCUGGAGCCAUGAGGAUCACAGCCAGCACUUGCUCUCUCCCUUCUCCCCUCUCCCCCCUCCCCCAUGUGCUGCCCUAGAGGCCGAAGGGGGCAGUGCUGCACAUUGGGCUUCAGGAUCAGUCUCUGACUUUUGGGGUCCCCCCCCCGCAAGGUACGUCCCUAUCUCCUAUCUCAUCCGCCUCUCCCUCCCCCUGAAUCCCAGGGGAGCCUGCUCCCUCCCGUACCCCGGGCAUGCUGGGGAGUGGGUAAUAGAAUCAGGGUCACGGGUCACAGCCCCGGAAG